CUCUGCGCCUGCGCGAGGCGCCCAGGGGACGGGGGUCGGACGCAGAAAUGGCGGCCUCCGUGUUGUACAGUCGCUUGUUGGCUGCCGCCGCUUUGAGGAACCACCGGCCCCAGACGACGCUGCGGGCGGCUGCCCAGGUUUUGGGAAAUUCUGGAUUAUUUAAUAACCAUGGACUCCAAGUACAGCAGCAGCAACAAAGGAAUCUCUCUCUGCAUGAAUACCUGAGUAUGGAAUUGCUGAAAGAAGCUGGGGUCUCUAUUCCUAAAGGAUUCGUGGCAAAGACAUCAGAUGAAGCUUAUGCAAUUGCCAAAAAAUUAGGUUCAAAAGAUGUUGUGAUAAAGGCACAAGUUUUAGCAGGUGGGAGAGGAAAAGGAACAUUUGAAGGUGGCUUCAAAGGAGGAGUGAAGAUAGUUUUUUCACCAGAAGAAGCAAAAGCUGUUUCCUCACAGAUGAUUGGGAAAAAGUUAUUUACUAAGCAAACGGGAGAAAAGGGCAGAAUAUGCAAUCAAGUUUUGGUCUGUGAGCGGAAGUAUCCCAGGAGAGAAUACUACUUUGCAAUAACAAUGGAAAGGACAUUUCAAGGUCCUGUGUUAAUAGGAAGUUCACAAGGUGGUGUGAACAUUGAAGAUGUUGCUGCUGAGACUCCCGAGGCUAUCAUUAAACAACCUAUUGAUAUUGUAGAAGGCAUCAAAAAGGAACAAGCUGCCCAACUUGCAGAAAAGAUGGGAUUUCCACCUGAUCUUGUGGAUUCUGCUGCAGAAAACAUGAUCAAACUUUAUCAUCUUUUUCUGAAAUAUGAUGCAACUAUGCUAGAAAUAAAUCCGAUGGUAGAAGAUACAGAUGGAACUGUGUUAUGUAUGGAUGCAAAGAUCAAUUUUGAUUCUAAUUCAGCCUAUCGCCAAAAGAAAAUCUUUGCCCUUCAGGACUGGACCCAAGAAGAUGAAAGAGACAAACAUGCAGCUCAGUCAGAUCUCAACUAUAUUGCUCUUGAUGGAAAUAUAGGCUGUCUUGUAAAUGGUGCUGGUUUAGCUAUGGCUACAAUGGAUAUAAUAAAACUCCAUGGAGGGACUCCAGCCAACUUUCUAGAUGUUGGUGGUGGUGCCACAGUCCAACAAGUAACAGAAGCAUUUAAACUUAUAACAUCAGAUAAAAAGGUACUAGCUAUUCUGGUCAACAUUUUUGGAGGAAUCAUGCGAUGUGAUGUUAUUGCACAGGGUAUAGUCAUGGCAGUAAAAGAUUUGGAAAUUAAAAUACCUGUUGUGGUACGGUUACAAGGUACACGAGUUGAUGAUGGUAAGGCAUUGAUAGCAGAUAGUGGACUUAAAAUCCUCGCUUGUGAUGACUUGGAUGAAGCUGCUAAAAUGGUUGUAAAGCUUUCUGAAAUAGUGACCUUAGCUAAGCAAGCCCAUGUGGAUGUGAAAUUUCAGUUGCCAAUCUGAACUGAUAACCCAGUGGAUGAUUGACAAUGUUACAUGUAUUAUCAUCCUUCAAAAUACUGUGUUCUGUGUUUUGCUCCUUUUCUUUUUGUGGAGACCAUAAUUGCCAUGUAGGCACACAAACUUUAGAGAGCAUUUCGUCUGCAUUUAAUUUGGCUGUUCAGAAUGGACUGUUUGUAUAAAGAAUAUAUAAUGCAAGUUUCUAGGUUAUUUUGUUUCAGUCAUCUUUUGGUUCUCCUACCGAAUGUCACUUGCGAUAUGCCUGUUUAUUGUUGGAUACAAGAUUCUCCAUUGAUGUGAAUCCUAUAAAUAAAAUAAAUAUAAAGAUAAAGCUUUAUUCUUUAAUAUUAAAAUGUACUAUAUAAUCUAGCUCCUCCAGUGUUAAAACACUGUUUUAUAUCAGAAGUGUUUUAUCUUCAGCACCAAAUAAAUGCACACUAAAUAUAUCAAUCACUGUUUAUAAACAGAACUUUCAAACACUCCUCAGAAUAUUCUUUUAGAUAUUUCAGUAAGGUAACUUGUUAAUUAUUAAAUCCUUGCAAAACACCGAAAGCUGCAAGUUUUCAUGGUUCUGUGGUGUUAAGAAACAUCUGCAGGUUUGUAUUAAAUUCAGAUAUAUUUGCAUAGACUUGGUAGACAAAAUUAAGAAUGUCAAUUCAAGUUAAUAAAAAUUUCAAAAUGUGA
Messenger RNA from Dipodomys ordii (Ord's kangaroo rat), 2120 nucleotides. RefSeq names its product succinate-CoA ligase, ADP-forming, beta subunit (gene Sucla2). Gene Ontology annotation, biological process: tricarboxylic acid cycle; succinyl-CoA metabolic process. The record is from RefSeq and is a predicted model, not a curated record. The transcript is spliced from 11 exons. Gene Ontology annotation, molecular function: ATP binding; metal ion binding; succinate-CoA ligase (ADP-forming) activity. Gene Ontology annotation, cellular component: mitochondrion; succinate-CoA ligase complex. The coding region runs from base 48 to 1439 and encodes 463 amino acids. NCBI's taxonomy places the organism in Eukaryota, Metazoa, Chordata, Mammalia, Rodentia, Heteromyidae.